CGCCAAAAAGAUAAAGGGAUAGGCACGAUGAUGCAAGUCUUCGUGAAGACGCUUGCGGGGAAGACCGUCAUCCUCGAGGUCGAGAGCGAUGACACUGUCGCCACCGUCAAGGCGAAGAUCCAGGACAAGGAAGGUAUCGCCGCGGACCAGCAGCGGCUCAUCUUUGCGGGGACGCAGCUGGAGGACGGCCGCACCAUCGCCGACUACGUCAUCCAGAAGGACUCCGCGCUUCACCUGGAGCUUGGCCUCCUCGGCGGCAUGCAGGUCUUCGUGAAGACGCUGGCGGGGAAGACCGCCGUCCUCGAGGUUGAGGGCGGCGACACCGUCGCCGCCGUCAAGGCUAAGAUCCAGGACAAGGAAGGUGUCGCUGCGGACGAGCAGCGGCUCAUCUUCGCGGGGACCCAGCUGGAGGACGGCCGCACCAUGGCCGACUACGGCAUCCAGAAGGAGUCCACGCUUCACCUGGAGCUUGGCCUCCUCGGCGGCUACUGUUGGAUCGAGCCAAACCUCCGCGCCCUCGUGUACAAGCACAACAUCAAAAAGAUGAUCUGCCGCAAAUGCUAUGCUACCCUGCCCCCUGGGGCCAGGAACUGCCGCAAGAAGAAGUGUGGCCACAGCAACCAGCUGAGGCGAAGGAAGCUGGGGCACUUCAAGUACUGUUUCAGGUUCUGCACCUGACUCACCAGUUGAAUCAACUGUCUCCGUUUGAUAUCAGAUCAUCAGUCUUUUAAAGCUUUGCUGCGGCACAAAAUUCCUCCUGGAUACUGAACAUCGACUACUCUUCUGAAUGCUUGGGUUAUCUUGACGGCAUGGUUAAUGUAGUUGAUAGCUUGAUAUGGUAGUUUAACUCUCUUGGCUGUGGGAUGAUCACUUCCCUGCUUUGUAUGCUGCUCCGUUUUUCUGCCUUUUGAAAUUCCGGCUUCCGGUUACUCUGUUCAUGUAGUUGGUACCACACUGCCAUGCUUCAGUUAACUGUUAACAUGGUGUUCACCGCGAUGAGGUUCUGUGCAGACGAUGAUACAGAUUAUAUGGCCAAAGAGAUAUUUCUACUUACAA
Molecule: messenger RNA, 1056 nt
Organism: Panicum virgatum (switchgrass)
Lineage: Eukaryota; Viridiplantae; Streptophyta; Magnoliopsida; Poales; Poaceae
Product: polyubiquitin-like
Exons: 7
Coding region: 28-678 (216 amino acids)
Biological process (GO): modification-dependent protein catabolic process; protein ubiquitination; translation
Cellular component (GO): cytoplasm; ribosome; nucleus
Molecular function (GO): structural constituent of ribosome; protein tag activity; ubiquitin protein ligase binding
Source: RefSeq, a predicted model, not a curated record